GCAGCACGCAACAGUUACUAAUUUACUACAACAUCAACCAACACAACACAACACUCUUUACUUUUACCUCACCCCAUUUAUUUACUUCUAUUCCUGUCUUAUUUUCACCUUAAAAACCCAGAAUCUAAUAAAUACCAAAAAUCAACCACCAGACAAAAAAAUAUUUAACAAGGUUCUUCUCUUUUAGCUAAAAAAAAUUAAACCCUUAAAAAAAAAGCAUAGUAAGAGAUAAUCUUGCUUUAGAGAAGAGAAGAGAAGAGAAAUUAAAAGGCAGAAUAAGGGCUGAUAGACCUAAGAAUCACACACAAAAGUUUUGGAUUCCCUUUACUAUUGCGUGUUUCGUACGGUCUAUCUACCCUAAUCUGCACUGAUUUUUUUUACAAUCUUCGCUCUUUAUCUCUCUCACGCAUUUCAUCGAACAUUUGCUCUGCUCAUUUAGCUUGUACUAAUUUAUACUUUUUCUGUUUUGCUUUGUUUGUUUUAUUGAUUAUUUUGGGUGUUUUUUUAGUUGUUUAUAGAGAUAUGACGGGGGGUGAGAGUAGGGUUUUAGAGAAUGGCGGCGGCGGUGGUGGUGGUGGUGGAGGGUCAUCUUACUGGCUGGAUGCCUGUGAGGAUAUAUCGUGUGAUCUUAUAGAUAAUUUUGUUGUUGAUUUUGAUAGUUCAAUUGUGCAAGGUUCAGCUGAUACUUCUAAUCAGGAAGAUCAUUUGAAUAGCGAUUUCUUUGGUGGUAUUGAUCAUAUUCUUGAUAGUAUUAAGAAUGGUAGUGGUUUGCCUCCGCUUGCUGGCACCAUUGCUCAUACGAAUAACAUUAAUAAUAGUACUAAUGGUACUACGGUUGCCAUUGUCGGGAAUGAUGGUGGAGUUCGGGAUUGUCACAUUGCUGGGGAAGGGGGGUUCGGUAAUGGGACAGCUGAAUUUUGUAGUAAUGGAGUUCAAAAGUCUCGGUUACAAUCAAAUGGGAGUGACAAAGCCGUUGAGAGUAAAGGGCAUGUGGGGAAUUUGAAUUAUGGGUUGAAUUCUGUGGUUAAGAAAGAAGAAGAGAGGUUAAAGUCAUUUGAUAAAUCUGCUACGGAAAACGGAAAUAAUGGUAGCGUCGAGGAACGAAGAGAACGGGAUUUUGAUAGUUAUGGUAGGCCUUGUAAGAUGGCUAGGAUUACCGGUUACAAAAAUGAGAGACAAAACUCUAGUAGAGGACAGUAUGAUGUUAGGGAUAGGGACAGAAGCUCGAACAGGAAGAGGAUGCGAGACUGGAAUGACAGCGAUAGGAGGGAUAGGGAUAAUCUUCGAAGAAAAGAUGGGUAUGGUGGUAGGAGGGAUGGUAGAGAUAAGGAGUCAAGGGGUUAUUGGGAGAGGGACCGUUCUGGGUCCAGUGAGAUGGUUUUUCGUGUAGGAAGUUGGGAAGCUGAUCGCAACAAAGAAGGAAAUGAAUCCAAUGGUAAGGACAAGACUCAGGAUUGUAAUGAGAAGGCAGAGAAGAAAUCUGAGGAGAUUAAGGAGAAAAUCCCUGAGGAACAAGCCCGCCAAUAUCAGUUAGAAGUCCUUGAACAGGCCAAGAAGAAAAAUACAAUAGCUUUUCUCGAAACUGGUGCUGGCAAGACACUUAUUGCUGUGCUUCUGAUGAGAAGUAUUAAUACUGACUUACAGAAGCAGAAUAAAAAAAUGCUUGCAGUAUUCUUGGUUCCUAAGGUUCCACUUGUCUAUCAGCAAGCAGAAGUCGUUCGUGACCGCACUGGUUUCCAAGUAGGCCAUUAUUGUGGGGAAAUGGGUCAAGAUUUCUGGGAUACCAGACGUUGGCAGCGUGAGUUUGAAUCAAAACAGGUUUUAGUCAUGACAGCCCAAAUUCUUUUGAACAUUCUGAGGCACAGUAUAAUCAAAAUGGAAUCAAUCAAUCUCCUUAUUAUGGAUGAGUGCCAUCAUGCUGUGAAGAAACAUCCGUAUUCUUUAGUGAUGUCUGAAUUCUAUCAUACGACACCAAAAGAGAAGCGACCAUCUGUUUUUGGGAUGACUGCUUCUCCUGUUAACUUAAAGGGUGUUUCAAGUCAGGUGGAUUGUGCAAUAAAAAUUCGUAAUCUUGAAAGUAAAUUAGAUUCUGUAGUUUGUACAAUAAGAGACCGUAAGGAACUGGAAAAACAUGUGCCAACGCCUUCAGAAGUUGUGAUAGAGUAUGACAAAGCAGCCACGUUAUGGUCUCUUCAUGAACAAAUAAAGCAACUGGAAGCGGCGGUUGAAGAAGCUGCCCAAUUAAGUUCAAGAAGAAGUAAAUGGCAAUUUAUGGGAGCCAGAGAUGCUGGGGCUAAGGAAGAGCUGCGCCAAGUUUAUGGUGUCUCUGAAAGAACAGAAAGUGAUGGGGCUGCUAAUUUGAUUCAAAAGUUGAGGGCUAUCAAUUAUGCACUUGGUGAACUGGGUCAGUGGUGUGCUUACAAGGUUGCACAAUCGUUUUUGAUAGCAUUACAAAAUGAUGAGAGGGUGAACUAUCAUCUUGAUGUCAAGUUUCAAGAAUCCUACCUGGAAAAGGUUGUUUCGCUCUUACAUUGCCAAUUGACUGAAGGAGCUGUGGCAGAUAAGGAUACAAUACCUCCUGAGAAUGAGAAUGGAGUUAAUCAAGAUAGGACUGAUCCUGAUGAGAUUGAAGAAGGAGAGCUCCCUGAUAGUCACGUCGUCUCUAGUGGAGAGCAUGUGGAUGCAGUAAUGGGGGCUGCUGUAGCUGAUGGGAAAGUGACUCCAAAAGUGCAGUCGUUAGUGAAAAUACUUCUCAAAUAUCAACAUACUGACGAUUUUCGCGCAAUCAUUUUUGUUGAGCGAGUAGUAGCUGCUUUAGUUCUUCCUAAGAUUUUUGCAGAGCUACCAUCUUUAAAUUUUGUUACGUCUGCAAGCCUGAUUGGACACAACAAUAGUCAGGAAAUGCGGACUUCCCAAAUGCACGAGACUAUUGCUAAAUUUCGAGAUGGUCGUGUGACGGUGUUGGUUGCUACUAGUGUCGCUGAGGAAGGACUAGAUAUUAGGCAAUGCAAUGUUGUUAUUAGAUUUGAUCUUGCAAAAACUGUUCUUGCAUACAUUCAGUCGAGAGGUCGUGCAAGAAAACCUGGUUCAGAUUAUAUCUUGAUGGCUGAGAGGGGAAAUCUGUCUCAUGGUGCAUUCUUAAGGAAUGCUAGGAAUAGUGAGGAGACCUUGCGGAAAGAGGCUAUUGAGAGAACCGAUCUUAGUCACCUUAAGGAUACUGCAAGGUUAAUUUCUGUGGAUGCAUUGCCUGGAACUGUAUACCAGGUGGAGUCUACUGGUGCUAUUGUGAGCUUGAAUUCUGCUGUGGGGCUUAUCCAUUUCUAUUGCUCUCAGCUACCAAGUGACAGGUAUUCAAUACUUCGUCCUGAGUUUAUUAUGGAGAAACAUGAGAAGCCAGGGGGUCCAACAGAAUACUCAUGCAAGCUUCAACUUCCGUGCAAUGCACCAUUUGAGAAGCUUGAGGGUCCCGUGUGCAGCUCAAUGCGCCUUGCACAUCAGGCUGUUUGUUUGGCCGCUUGCAAGAAGCUCCAUGAGAUGGGAGCAUUCACGGACAUGCUCUUGCCAGACAAGGGAAGUGGGGAAGAAAAGGAACAGGUUGACCAGAAUGAUGAAGGUGAACCACUUCCUGGGACUGCUAGGCAUAGAGAGUUCUAUCCUGAAGGUGUAGCCAACAAACUCCAGGGAGAAUGGAUCUUAAGUGGCAGAGAUAGUUGUAGCAACUCCAAAUUGCUUCAACUUUAUGUAUAUGCUGUUAAAAGCAUCAAUAUUGGUGCUUCAAAAGAUCCUUUCCUAACUCAAGUUUCAGAAUUUGCAGUAGUUUUUGGCAACGAGCUGGAUGCAGAGGUGUUAUCGAUGUCGAUGGAUCUGUUUAUCGCUCGAACCAUUGUAACAAAGGCAUCUCUUGUCUUUAGGGGUUCAAUAGAGAUUACGGAAAAUCAGCUGGCAUCCCUUAAAAGUUUUCAUGUAAGAUUGAUGAGCAUUGUACUUGAUGUGGUUGUUGAUCCUUCCACCACUCCUUGGGAUGCUGCAAAAGCAUAUUUGUUUGUUCCUAUGGUUGGCGAUAACUUUGGAGAUCCUAUAAAAGAAAUUGAUUGGGAUCUAGUUGAAAAAAUAAUUAGAUCAGAUGCAUGGAGCAAUCCCCUUCAGAGGGCUCGACCAGAUGUUUACCUUGGUACAAAUGAGAGGACACUUGGUGGAGAUAGAAGGGAGUAUGGAUUUGGAAAAUUGCGCCAUGGCAUGGCUUUUGGACAGAAAUCCCAUCCCACAUAUGGUAUUAGAGGAGCAGUAGCGCAAUUUGAUGUUGUAAAAGCUUCUGGAUUGCUUCCUAGUAGGGUUAAAACUGAAACACAAAAAGUGGAGUUGCCCAAAGGUAAACUGAUGAUGGCUGAUAGUUAUGCUGAUGCUGAAGAUUUAGUAGGUAAAAUUGUAACAGCUGCACACUCUGGAAAAAGGUUCUAUGUGGAUUCCAUACAAUAUGAGAUGACUGCGGAGAACUCAUUCCCGAGAAAAGAGGGUUACCUUGGUCCCUUAGAAUACAGCUCCUAUGCUGAUUAUUACAAGCAAAAGUAUGGAGUUGAAUUGAUGUUUAAGCAACAGCCUUUGAUAAGAGGUCGUGGUGUUUCAUACUGCAAAAAUCUCUUAUCUCCCCGGUUUGAGCACUCAGAAUCAAAUGAAGGCGAGUCUGAAGAGAUUCUUGACAAAACAUACUACGUGUUUCUUCCUCCUGAGCUAUGUUUGGUACACCCACUCCCUGGAUCACUUGUUCGAGGUGCCCAGAGAUUGCCAUCGAUAAUGAGGAGGGUAGAAAGCAUGCUGCUUGCAGUUCAACUUAAAUAUAUUAUAGACUAUCCAGUCCCUGCUUUGAAGAUUUUGGAAGCCUUGACUGCAGCUUCAUGCCAAGAGACAUUCUGCUAUGAGAGAGCAGAACUUUUAGGAGAUGCUUACCUAAAAUGGGUUGUUAGUCGAUUUCUUUUUAUUAAAUAUCCUCAGAAACAUGAGGGUCAACUGACUAGAAUGAGGCAACAAAUGGUGAGUAACAUGGUCUUAUAUCAAUUUGCAUUGGUUAAAGGACUUCAGUCAUAUAUACAGGCAGAUCGUUUUGCUCCGUCUAGAUGGGCUGCUCCUGGGGUAUUACCUGUUUUUGAUGAGGAUACAAAGGAUGGCGACUUCUUAUUUGGUCAGGAGAAAUCACUUUCUGAUGAUAAACCAAGAGUCGAUAAUGCUGAUGAUGGAUAUGAAAAUGAUGAAAUUGAGGAUGGUGAGCUUGAAAGUGACUCUAGUUCUUAUAGAGUCCUUUCCAGCAAGACAUUGGCAGAUGUUGUUGAAGCAUUGAUUGGUGUUUACUAUGUCGAAGGUGGUAAAAUUGCAGCAAACCACCUCAUGAAAUGGAUAGGGAUUCAGGUAGAAUUUGAUCAUGAAGAGAAAGAUUCUGCAAUAAGACCAUCCAGUAUUCCAGAAAGCAUGCUUAGAAGUAUUGAUUUUGAUACUCUAGAAGGUGCUUUGAACAUUAAGUUCAAAGAUCGAAGCCUCUUGGUGGAAGCUAUCACUCAUGCAUCGCGACCAUCUUCUGGAGUAUCCUGUUAUCAACGAUUAGAAUUUGUUGGUGAUGCAGUCCUAGAUCAUCUUAUUACGAAGCACUUAUUUUUCACAUACACAGAUCUUCCCCCUGGUCGUCUGACAGAUUUACGAGCUGCUGCUGUAAACAAUGAAAACUUUGCACGUGUUGCAGUUAAACAUAAGCUCCAUGUGCACCUACGGCAUGGAUCAAGUGCCCUCGAAAAGCAGAUUCGGGAUUUUGUCAAGGAAGUUCAAAAUGAAUUAUCAAAGCCAGGUUUCAACUCCUUUGGCUUGGGGGAUUGCAAAGCCCCAAAGGUUCUUGGUGAUAUUUUCGAGUCUAUUGCAGGUGCUAUUUUCAUGGACAGUGGACGAGAUACAAUGGUUGUUUGGAAGGUUUUUCAACCUCUGUUGCAUCCAAUGGUGACUCCAGAAACCCUUCCUAUGCAUCCUGUCAGAGAGCUUCAAGAACGAUGCCAGCAGCAGGCUGAAGGCCUGGAAUACAAAGCCACACGAAGUGGCAAUGUGGCUACGGUGGAAGUUUUUGUAGAUGGUGUCCAGGUGGGAGUUGCUCAGAAUGCUCAAAAGAAGAUGGCACAGAAACUCGCUGCUAGGAAUGCGCUUGCUCUUUUAAAAGACAAGGAAACAGCUGAAUCUAAGGAAAACGAAGAAGAAAAUGGAAAAAAGAAGAAAAACGGAAACCAAACAUUUACCAGGCAAACCUUAAAUGAUAUAUGUCUGCGUAGGAAUUGGCCUAUGCCUUUUUAUCGGUGUGUGAGUGAGGGUGGCCCUGCACAUGCAAAACGGUUUACAUUUGCAGUUCGUGUAAAUACUAAUGAUAAGGGUUGGACUGAUGAAUGCAUUGGGGAGCCGAUGCCAAGUGUAAAAAAGGCCAAGGACUCCGCUGCGGUUCUCCUCUUGGAUCUUUUGAAUAACUGGUACUCUUGACACAUCAUUAGUAGCCAUUUAUGCAAUUAAUUUAAAUUGAUAUCUAAUCUUAUUGCCACAUUCUGCUCUUCGUGUAACAUGAUAAACCACAUCCUAUUGUAAUUUUGAAAAUGCUACAAUAAGAACUUGAU
Mercurialis annua (annual mercury) is the source of this 6632-nucleotide messenger RNA. RefSeq names its product endoribonuclease Dicer homolog 1. Gene Ontology annotation, cellular component: cytoplasm; nucleus. The transcript is spliced from 20 exons. Gene Ontology annotation, biological process: siRNA processing; rRNA processing. Gene Ontology annotation, molecular function: protein binding; ATP binding; RNA binding. The record is from RefSeq and is a predicted model, not a curated record. NCBI's taxonomy places the organism in Eukaryota, Viridiplantae, Streptophyta, Magnoliopsida, Malpighiales, Euphorbiaceae. Bases 523 to 6501 code for a protein of 1992 amino acids.